This is a messenger RNA of Penicillium malachiteum, 822 nucleotides long. RefSeq lists its product as uncharacterized. The record is from RefSeq and is a predicted model, not a curated record. The transcript has a single exon. The coding region runs from base 1 to 822 and encodes 273 amino acids. Gene Ontology annotation, molecular function: protein binding. Lineage: Eukaryota; Fungi; Ascomycota; Eurotiomycetes; Eurotiales; Aspergillaceae.
AUGGGAUUUAUCAAGCUUCCAAGAUGGAAGACCUAUCGUCGAAGGAGCAGGAAGACAGUUCGCUUCGAGUCAACCGAAGAAACAAAUUUUCCGUUUAGGGUCCAACAAUUGACAAGUCGAAUCUUCACUCUAGAAGAAGACCUCCAGAAAUCAAAUCAUACAACUGAAUUACUCAGAGCUCAAUUAGCAGAGUACGAUAUGCUUUUGGCACAUGCCCAGUGUCGAGUCGGUGAAACUCCACCUCCAACAUUCCAGACUGAUGAACAGUCGGUCAAUCAAGCAAGUCCCGCGGUGAGUCCCUCAAAUAAGACAUCUAAAGUGUGGAUUGAUGAUAUCUGGCUCUGUAAUGAUGCUGAAAACAUCCCCAUCCAAGAGGCAGAAGCAUAUUGGAAAAAUGGAUCUCCACAAAGUGCCCUAGAAAUCGUCUCUCAGGCGAUCGAUGCUAACCCCUUCCUAUCUGCAACGGAAGACAUUCGUUGUCGGAUAUUUGCUGCUGCAGUGCUUCAUUCCAUGGGACGUUUUGAAGUGUCUAAUCGACGUUUAGGUGUUAUUAUAGAAUCCGUCUCACGAUACUCUCUGCUAAAUGACCUGCGGUCCAGAGACCUCGUCGGUAUUGCUUAUUAUGUGUUUGGUAGAAAUCUCAUCGAAAUGGGCGAAUUUGCAGAGGCAUACUACUCACUUUCACGAGCACUUGGCACCCCCGGCUACCAUAACAAAACUCGUGAUUAUCAGAAGGCGGCAGUUGUUGAAUUUACUCGUCAGAAGGUUAUGGCGGAGACUGCCUCCGUCUCGUCAUCUUUACAGCCUACACAUGUACAGUAA